GGUUCGACAUGCCCGCGACGCCCAUGACGCCGCAGCUCAAGCGCGAGCUCGACGCGCUCCGGCUCAGCGCCGCCCUCGACCCCAAGCGCUUCCUGCGCGGCGGCGCCAAGCGCGACAAGGUCGGCGAGUUUUUCCAGGUCGGUCACGUCGUCGCGCCCUCGACGCGCGCGACGACGGCGAGCACCGCACCGAGGGUCCACAAGCGCGGGUUCGUCGAGGAGCUCGUCGAGAGCGAGGAGGCACAGGCCUAUGCGCGCAAAAAGACAAAGGAGGUGCUCGCAAAGACGAUGAGCGGGCGCAAGCGGCAGCGCAAGGGUUACAAGGGCUCGGCCGGCAACGGCGGCGCGAGGAAGUAGUUCGCUCGCUCCGGGCCGGCUGCACUUUAUCGGUGCCU
Messenger RNA from Rhodotorula graminis WP1, 394 nucleotides. RefSeq lists its product as uncharacterized. Gene Ontology annotation, biological process: RNA processing. The coding region runs from base 9 to 356 and encodes 115 amino acids. NCBI's taxonomy places the organism in Eukaryota, Fungi, Basidiomycota, Microbotryomycetes, Sporidiobolales, Sporidiobolaceae. Gene Ontology annotation, molecular function: RNA binding. The record is from RefSeq and is a predicted model, not a curated record. The transcript has a single exon. Gene Ontology annotation, cellular component: nucleolus.